AUGAUUCUCAAGCUUAUUUCGUAUGCAGGAACUGUGUUCGGAUUCCUAUUUUUGACGUUGUCAAUUGCAUCUGGACUAUACUAUAUCAGUGAGCUUGUGGAAGAGCACUCUGAGCCUACCAAGCGGUUUUUGACAAGGACGAUUUACAUUAUUAUUGGUAUCUAUGUUCUUCUGCUAUUAUUCGAUUCUUUCCCUUUUAAAUUGAGUGUGUUCUCAAUUUGCUCCUACCUGAUCUACCUACAGAAUCUCAGACAUUUCCCUUUCAUAUCAUUGAGCAGUCCCACCUUCCUGGCAAGCUGUGUUCUCGUAGUGGUGAACCAUUAUUUGUGGUUCAAACACUUCAAUGAUAUUGAGGUACCACCUCAAUUCCGGUAUGACCCUAACUACAUUCCACGCAGACGUGCAUCCUUCACUGAAAUUGCGUCAUUCUUUGGCAUAUGUGUGUGGUUCAUUCCAUUUGCUUUAUUUGUGUCACUUUCCGCUGGCGACAAUGUAUUGCCUACAACGACUGCCGGUCUAGCGAAAAAGUCUGAUGACGCUAACGCAGAGUCGCCAAGAUUCCGCAAGAAGGCAACUGGUCUGGCGCGUGUUGUCAUCGACUCAAUUAGAAACUACUUUUACUCCGCAGCGCGCAUGUUUGGAUACGACAUAGAUCCUAAUCGUGGUAGGCUGGUAAUUUAG
Lachancea fermentati is the source of this 681-nucleotide messenger RNA. NCBI's taxonomy places the organism in Eukaryota, Fungi, Ascomycota, Saccharomycetes, Saccharomycetales, Saccharomycetaceae. The record is from the annotation of a GenBank genome assembly.